CUCAGGGCAGCUGGCCACACAUCUUGCUGCUGUGGUUACACAUCUCUCUCUAACUUCCGGGAGAGCCCAUUUAAAGAAAAUAUAAGUCAAGUUCAUGGGGCGUUGCGUUCAUGCGGGCUAGACCCUCCCAUGACACAAAACACCAUUCAGCAGCAUGUCAACGCACUCUCAUGUUGAGAAGAAGAAGAAACAGUGAAAGGAAUCGGACAAUCUAUUUACUGGACAUAAAGAUUCUGGGCAUCUGUUAGCCCCACUCUGAAGUGAACUGCUUAUCCAAACUGUUGAUUUUAUUAUAACCAAAUAUAGAAAUGGGAAGAAUACAUAUCUGCGUAAAACGGGCGUUCAUUUUCGUCUGUGUCUUGAUCGGGAUCAUCAGCACCCUCCUGCUGGCCAUCACAUUAUUUGGACAUGGGCACUUCCACCAAUCAGAAGAAAUAGAGAUUCUGCCAGGGAUAGCAAUUCUGUAUGUCAUAGAAGCAGCAACCCUUGUCCUGUCAAUCUUGGGGGUCUAUGGUGCUCGCAAGGAGAAGAAAUGGACUGUGGUUCUGUUUUCUGUAGGUAUGUCACUGGCCAGCCUAUACCUGUUUGUGGAGUGCGUGCAUGGAUAUCAAAGCAAACACGAGCUGGAGGAGUUAACCAGAGAGAAACAUCUAGCUAUGAUGCCUCUGAGUGGAGCGAAUCAAACUGAUUUAGAAGAGCUAUACAACAUGCAGACUAACUUCAAAUGCUGUGGGCUCCUACAAGGCUACCAAGACUGGGGCACAGACAUCCCCCUCUCCUGUCUCUGUUCUGAUGAGGACUCAACACACUUUAAAUGUGUUGCUCCUGGUAACAAUACGAGAUCUGGUAUUCACUAUCCCAACAGUCAAAUGUCUGAGGAUGAUGACCACAAGGCUCUAAUGGAUGAACACAUGCUGGUAUAUAAAGAGCCAUGUCUUCCCAUCUUCAUCUCUUUCGUGGGCUAUGCAAUCAGCCUGAUGAUAGGAACAUUAGUAGCACUUAACACAUUAUGGGAUAUUGGAGUUGCCCUGGCCAUCACAAUACUCUGCCAGAUGAGAAGAAAGUUUGAUGUGCCACCUGUGAUCUUCACCUCUCAACCACCUCAGUACAGAGAGCUGUGUGACACAGCAGAGAGUGUCUGAAAUGAAAUGGUCCUCUAAUGAAGGAUACUCAAUGCACUAGUCUGAGUGCCAGUCUGUUUGUGCCAUCAUGACAACUCCUGUCACUCAUUUGUGUCAAGCCAAACAUGACAAUGGGUGACAAAGAGUUGGCUUGGCAAUGACAUGGAUUUAACAUGGGCAAGACCACAAACAGAUCUGGGAUCAGGCUAGCAAUGCACUCAUAUUAUGUACAUACUCAUAAUACACUUGGAAGGACAACUCAGGACAUUAUUAGACAUCUCUGCUGUGUUGUCCAAAGUAUUACUGUUUAACUCUGGGUCUUCCUUUCCUGUGGCGGUCCUCAUGAGAGCCAGUUUCAUCAUAGCGCUUGUUGGUUUUUGCGACUGCACUUGAAGAAACUUUCAAAAGUUCUUGAAAUUUUCCGCAUUGACUGACCUUCAUGUCUUAAAGUAAUGAUGGACAGUCGUUCUUACCAUAAUAUGGACUUGGUAUUUUACCAAAUAGGGAUAUAUUCUGUAUAUCACCCCUACCUUGUCACAACACAACUGAUUGGCUCAAACGCAUUAAGAAGGAAAGAAAUUCCACAAAUUAAGUUUUAACAAGGCACACCUGUUAAUUGAGUCUGAAACCUUAAAGAUUUAAAAUAGUUUAUCUGGUGCUUCUCUCUUCAAUACAGUUUUCAGUUGGCUCUCUCUCGUUAAACUGACUUGGCUAGUCUUAUACAAAUCCAAAUAUCCAACGUACUAAAACACUAUUUGUAAAAAGAUAUAAAUUACCAUUUUAUCUCAUAGAUACAUUUUAAUAAUGUAAUUCUCAACAUAUCCCUAAAAACAGCAAGUUAGAAUGUUUCCCUUUGUUUCUACUCUGUGUGAGUGUUCGUUGGUCCUGUCGCCAUUACUACGACAGGCUAGCUUGACUGGAGCUAACUUUAGCCGACGUUAGCUCUAUGCUAACAGACUUUUAUAAAUUAAUUAAACUAUCAAAACCUCAUCAAAAAAUAACAAUUAUAUCAUAACACUCCGCUUAUCUUGGUGUUUCAUAUCCUAUGUUUUAUAACUCGCUCACUCUGAUGAUAACGUUUAAAAUAUUUACUUCUCUCUUCAGUUUUCAGUUGUCUCACUCAUUCAAAUGAUUCACUGACUAGGCAGGCUAGCGCUAGAGCCACUGUAGAGAGAGACUGCGUGAAGCAACCACUACUAGAGCAAGUGGCUUCCUCAGAGUGCCGAAACAAGCGGAACACCCAUUGAUUAUAAAUAGUGUAAAUGAUUACAAAAUGCCUCAAAUGUGGCUACCAUAUACCUCACUUUCUCCCACAUUUCAGGUUGGCAACACAAGGAACCCAAACAUGAGCAAAAAACGGUACUAUUAAAACAGAAAGUAUUACCCCUUUUUCACAGCAACUAUUUCCCUUUUUCUUUACAGAAAACUAGGACCAACAAGUAGCCUGCCUCUGACUUUAUCAAAACGUUUCCAUACUGGUAUAUCAAUUCAUCAAUAUAACGCCAACCAACCUCUUUUGACCUUGGGGGAUUUAUUUAUUUAAUGCAUUAUACUGCCAUUGUACUAUGAUAACGCACAAUAAAUAAAUAUGGUACCAUAUGGUAUUUCCAAAUACUACACAA
Salvelinus fontinalis (brook trout) is the source of this 2743-nucleotide messenger RNA. Its product is annotated as tetraspanin-8-like. Lineage: Eukaryota; Metazoa; Chordata; Actinopteri; Salmoniformes; Salmonidae. The transcript has 9 exons. The coding region runs from base 309 to 1142 and encodes 277 amino acids. Gene Ontology annotation, cellular component: membrane. The record is from RefSeq and is a predicted model, not a curated record.